Molecule: messenger RNA, 6827 nt
Organism: Pelobates fuscus (common spadefoot toad)
Lineage: Eukaryota; Metazoa; Chordata; Amphibia; Anura; Pelobatidae
Gene: FNDC1
Product: fibronectin type III domain containing 1
Exons: 20
Coding region: 109-5649 (1846 amino acids)
Molecular function (GO): protein binding
Source: RefSeq, a predicted model, not a curated record
CAGCAUCACAGGAGGAAUCUCUUGCAUCCUGUGGCUCUGCCUGUUCUGGUACUUUAUCUCUCUGUGCCUCCAUUCUGCUCAGUGACAGCUGGGUGCUAAAUACUAAGCAUGGCUCAAUGGAAUGGAACCAGGAGAAUUCCUACUUUCACCUUGCUUCUUGCUGUUGUGAUGCUGGCUCUCCUGGAAUUAUCUGCUGCAGCAACAGAAACAAAAUUCCCAACCAGAUCGUUCAGAUAUCGAUCCCGAUUUGCCACGCGACCUUCUGAGCAACGCUCUAGCGCUGCCCAAGUUGCAUCACUGAGAAGUCCACGCAGGUUUAGAGGUUAUCCUUCCAGUGUUGGUGAAAGCAGCAGAAGAGUUAACUAUGCUCCGCUGAAACAAACUGUUCAAAGCCAAGAAAAUAAACAAAGAGCAUCUGAAUCUGUCCAUGUGGUGUCGGUCCAAUCAAAGAAUUCUCAAGGGAAGAGCCAACCUGUGUACCGGGCAGCUGUUACAAAGCUCAAAAUUCCAGAGGAUGAUCCUCUCAUGGAAACAAAGGAUCUUAGUGUUAGAGUGAUUUCUUCUCAAUCUGUCCUUGUCACUUGGGUGGAUCCUAUGUAUGAAAAGAUGCCAAAGAGUGGUGCCAACAGACUUUAUACUAUUCGCUAUAGAGAAAAGGGAGAGUCAGCACGAUGGGAUUACAAGAAAGUAAACAUCAGGCGUGCUAUGAUAGAUGAUUUAAUUCCUGAUGCCAUGUAUGAAUUUUCUGUUCGCAUUUCCCAAGGCGACAAGGAGGGCACGUGGAGCUCUUCCGUUUUUCAAAGAACUCCAGAAUCUGCUCCAACAAGUGCGCCUGAUGGCUUAUAUGUGGAACCACUGAAUGGAAAAAAGACUGCUGUGAGAGUUAUGUGGGAUGAACUUUCUGAUUCUAAUGGUCGGAUAAAAGAAUAUAUCAUCUCCUAUGCACCUGCAAUUAAACCAUUUGGUGCUAAAUCGAUGUCAUACUCAGGAACUACUACAUCUGCCAUUAUUGAUGGUCUUCAGCCUGGUGAGCGUUACAUCUUUAAAAUUCGAGCAGCAAACAGACGGGGGCAAGGCCCGCAGUCUAAAGCAUUCACAGUCACCAUGCCAGCAAGUAGCACUGCAGGCAAGAAUUUGUAUCAUCAGCCCCAAACAGAUGAUCUUCAGAAAGAAGAAGAAGAGGAAAAACUAGAAGAAGAAGAGGAAGAACUAGAAGAAGAAGAGGAAGAACUAGAAGAAGAAGAGGAAGAACUAGAAGAAGAAGAGGAGGAAGAAAAGCAGGAACAAGAAGUGGAAUCGAAAAUAUCAGCUUCCAAAUCUUCACUGGGAAAUACUAAAGUGAAACUGGCAAGUACCACUAAAAGUCCUAAAAAGAAAGUCAGUUAUUUAGCAAAAUCAAGUGAAAUGCUUGAGGAUACUGACACUACAACAGCAGCUCCUAAAACUUUAGCCCCACCUCAAAGAAGGCGCAUUCGUCCUAUUCAUUCAAGAACAAAAGUGAAUGGCCAGAAAUCACCCUCUGCUGUUCCUCUUGAUAAAGACAAUGAAACAAAAACUCUAGAACUGGAGGAUUCUGACAAACAUUCUACAUCAGAAAGAACUCUACCAUCUUCUAAUAUAGAUGAAAAAAGGAAUGGAAGAAGAGAACACACAACUGAUGACUAUGUUUCAUCAAGGGAUGUUUCAUCUAAGUUUUCACAUGUAGAUACCACUUCAACAGAGUCAGAAAGUAGAAGUAACACACAGAAAGUUGACAAUGAAUCUGAUUUAGAAGUGAGCAAAUCCUUGCCAGCUUCACCCAUAUCUGAUCCUGUAAACAAAGGGUCUUCUUCCACAAACCAAAGGAAUCCUUUUAGCAGAGUAUCUACUGGGCAAGGGAAUGCUCGCUUGUCUUCAACUCCUACAGGAUCACACCAGCCAGUAAAAAUGAAACCACAAUCUAAAGUAACACCACUUCGUAAAAUAAAUCCUGAUUCUAAAAAGCAAUCACAUUCAGCACUACUUUUAAACCCAGCUAAGGAAUCAAUUUCUUCAGUCAAUCAUAAUUCUAGAAGUACUGAUCUUGAGACUGAUGAAGAGAAACAGUCACAGAAUGAGAGGAAAGUAAUUUCUGAUGUAUAUGAUAAAGGCCAUCCACUUUCCAGUGGACAUAUUUUUCCAUCUGCUCCUUCUGAUGCAGAAAAAUCUAUUCAAGAUAAAAAAAAUGUUGACAAAAAAGUAAAGCAUCAUGAUUAUACAAAUGUAAAAGACAAAACACAAACCGAUGGCGAUAAGAAAGCUAAAAAGCAUAUUUUGCCUGUUCAUAAGUCAACAAAGUCAACAGUCACCACUACAUUAAGAACUGAACUUCCAACUACCCCUUUGACGACAACUACUGAAUCUUCAUUGACCACUGCUGCUUACAAAUCAAAUAGAAACGGAUAUAAUGAAUAUGAAACGAAAGCAAAAGACACAGAUGUUAAAAUAUCCUCUCCUAACCAGAAAGCUCCUGUCCACUCAUUACCAGGAAAGUCUGCUUUAUCACUAUUAGAAUAUUAUAGGAGAAGAAGUUAUGAGGUAAAAAAUAAUGUUGGCAAAAAAAUACAAUUUAAAAGCAAUUUAAAGACACCCCAAACUGUAAAUGUUCAUACUACUACUGCAUUAAUUACAACUACAUUGACCACUUUACCUCCUGACCACUUUGAAUACAAGAAUCAGGAUAAAUCAAUAGAGAUUAAUACUAACAAUGGCAAUUCUCACUUGAGAAAACCUCCAGCGCCAUCUAAACCUCUUUCCAAAGACAAAACUAGUGAUAAUUUACAAGACAAAUCUAUGUCAAGCUCUACUAUUACUAGCAUAUCGAAGAAGCUUGAGGAAAAGGCCUCUUCGUCACUAUUGGUCAAGGCAAAGCCAAAAGAUGUUUAUGAUCUGCCCAUUACAAGAGAGGAUAUCAAUACUAAAGUUGAGCCAUCUAGAACAGUUAUUAAAUCUAGAACCUUAGUUAAAACUAGCAACCGUGAUUCAAAAAAAGCAACAGAUAUUCAAGUUGAAAAACAAACUGUUCCUGGAGAGGAUGUUUUUAAGCCUAAUCUCAAAUCCCCAACAGUUACGCAGAAUCUGCAUUCAUCAGAUACAUCCCAUCUAGACACAGUGAAAUCAAGCCAUGGCAACUCUGAGAUUAAAAAAGUAGAGGAUGCAAAGGAAACAAAACUUACCAAACAUUCCUCUAACCCUUCAUCAUUAUCUAAGGUAGCCUCUACAAUGCCUCAACAGGCAACCAGUGCUCCAAAUAAGAAUACUGAAAGGGAAUAUCAAAUGGGUAAUAAACCCUCAGGGGCAUCUACUUCGUAUUUGCAGAGUAACAGAAAUAUUGGUUAUAGAAGAACACCCAUCAACAAAUCAUCUAUUUCCCCUUCAGAAAUUGAAAAGUACCUGAAAUAUGGUUUGUCAAAAUCAAAACUGUCAACUGAAGAUGGUCAUAAAGCGCCAGUAACACCCCAGGAAUUAGAAAGAGAACAUGAUCCAACACCAUCUUCAAGGACAAGGCAUUCACCCCACUCUACUUCUGGUGGACUUAAGCAUAGAAACAUUAAUGGGAAUGCUCAAGAACGAUCUGAAAAAUUAGAAGAUGAAGAAGGACUAAGUGCCCCUCAGACUGUAAGAGAAAGGACACCAAAAAAACCUACUUCUGAUACAAAUUAUAAGAAUGCAGUUUUGAAUAGAAAAUCAAACAAAGCAACAACAACAGCUCGUCCUACUACAAAUUACCCACAAACAACUACCAGAGUCUCUCACUACAGAUUACUUCCGUCAGUUGCCAGGAAGCUAAAUAUUGGUAGAUCAUCUAUAUCAACAACUACACCUUUACCCACUACCUCUAUUAUACGCACUGCUUCUCCUACCUAUUCUUCACGUCCCAGGAUAAUACAUUCAAGAUUUGGAUUUCCAGGAAGAAGGCCAUUUGGGAGACCUUCUCAAGGACAAGGAGCUAGUGGAAGACAAAUACCAACGCGAUUUAAUGGAAAUGGGAAUGUACCAUCUGCAAGAAACGGGAAACUCAAUGGACAGAGGAUAAUCUAUGGCCCACAAGGAACAAAGUGGGUUGUAGAUCUGAAUCGUGGGUUAGUUCUUAAUCCAGAAGGAAGAUACUUACAGGAUUCCACUGGGAAGCCACUACGCAUAAAGUUGGGAGGCGACGGACGGACCGUUAUUGACAUGCAAGGAACACCAGUUGUGAGCCCAGAUGGGUUACCUUUGUUUGGACAUGGAAGGUUUAGUAAACCUGUGGCAAGCCCACAAGAUAAGCCAGUCUUGAGCUUAGGUGGCAGACCACUGAGAGGUCUUGAAGUAGCAAGAACCACCAAAAUUCCUACCACACGAAUGACAACAACUAUCCCAACCACCAGACCCACUACAACCACCCCGGUUCCAACUACCACUACUACCACCACACCUGAACCAACAACUCCUGAACCAACAACUCCUGAACCAACAACUCUUGAACCAACAACAGAAGAGCCUCCACUUCCCACCUGUCCUCCAGGCUCUUACACUCAGUAUGAUGAAGAAGGAAACCUUAUAAUGGGACCUGAUGACAAGCCUGAUUGUUAUGAAGAAGACAGCUUCUCUGGUGAAGGUUUGAUCGCUACCACUAAGACUCCAUAUCUGGACCUUGAUCAAGACUAUGAACUAUUUCAGACAACAGUGCCUCCAAUGCAAGUAACAGAAUUUCCUAUUCUUACCGAGGAACCGGAAAUUAAAUCGUUAAGUACCAAUCUGGUAUCGGAAUUUGAUGUAGCAGGAAAGAAACGAUUUACUGCUCCUUAUGUCUCGUACAUAAGCAAAGACCCAAACACUCCCUGCUCUUUGACGGAUGCAUUAGAACACUUUCAAGUGGAAAACCUUGCGGACAUAAUACCAAAGGAUAUGAAAGAUGAAAUUUUACCUCCGCAGAAAAUAGCCUACAAUAUCACUGUUGUAGCAGUAGAAGGAUGCCAUUCUUUUGUUAUCUUGGACUGGGCCAAACCCAAGAAAGGAGAUUUAAUUACAGGAUAUUUGGUCUACAGUGCCUCAUAUGACGACUUCCUAAGCAAUAAGUGGUCAACUCGGACUGCUGCAGCAACCAAUUUUCCAAUUGAAAACCUGAAACCAAACACAAGAUAUUAUUUCAAAAUUCAAGCCAAAAAUCCUCAUGGGUUUGGACCUAUGAGCUCCCAUGUCUCAUUCGUUACAGAAUCAGAUAACCCUCUGCUUAUUGUGAGACCUCCAGGUGGUGAGCCUAUAUGGAUCCCCUUUGCAUUCAAACACGACUCAAGUUUUUCAGGUUGCAGUGGCAAACAAUACGUCAAGCGUACCUGGUACAGGAAAUUUGUGGGUGUUGUACUCUGUAACUCUUUGCGGUAUAAGAUUUACCUCAGUGAAAAUCUAAGGGACACAUUUUACAGCAUAGGAGACAGCUGGGGAAGAGGCGAGGAUCAUUGUCAGUUUGUGGAUUCUUAUAUGGAUGGAAGGACAGGACCGCUUGCUGAUGUAGAUAUAAUGCCCAUGGUUGAUGGUUAUUAUCGUCAGUAUAUCCAAGAGCCGGUGAUGUUUGGUCGGAUUGGUUUUGGGACUCCCCAUAACUAUGUUGGAUGGUAUGAAUGUGGAGCACCCAUUCCAGGGAAAUGGUAACCCUACGAUGGUAUUCUCCCAAGAAUUCUGCAGAAUACCCACACCUAUGCAAACUGGUGCUAUUCAACUGACUUGUUAUAAAAAAAGGAAUUACAGCACUGUGUUGAAAGAAACGGACAAAAAAAUAUUAAUAACAUAGCAAUUCUACAUGCUUCGAGACAAUAUCAGACUAAAAACACUGUGUCAAAGUGAAUAUGUGGUGCUGCUUCUGAUUCUUCUUAGAAGCCCAAGUGGAACUCUGUUCCAAUGUUCCUGCAUUUCUAGUAUAAUGAUCUGGUUCUCUGGGCACAAUACACACCCAGUAAAAAACCUUAAGCCACAAAAAAACUGGGAAUGAUAUUAUAACUUGCAAGAAUGACCUAAGCAUGCUGUGCUUGCUUACUUGUAAGGUGAAUUCUUACCAUUGUUUUUAAUGGAACCCUCUACGUUGAAUCUUUUUAUAAUUUGAAACUUUAGAGCUGCAAAAUGCUUGCCUUACUAGAUAGGAAUGGAGUUCAAACAGUCUACCUUGGAAUAUGCACUUGUUGGAGCUUUCUCCUUGUGAUAGUCUAUAUUGGAUGUGUAUGUGUUUUAGGAUCAGCAUACAUAAUUGUGUUCACAUCUCAAAUGCACUCGUUAGAUGGAAAGAGUAUAGCUAGAAAUCAGGGAUCGUUUGUAUUUCUAUGUUGACACUGGGCAGGUUUAUUUCCAUCUAUUGUUAAAAUGAUGAUUUGCUGUUCUUGGCACAAAUCAUAUGAAAAUAAUGCAUUUCAUUCUUUUUUACUGCCUAUCUCGAAAAGGUCUUCCCAGUGAAAUUUUGACAUUAUUUCUUUUUAAGCAGACAUCACAAGUAGUAAAUUAAAUUUGUAAUAUAACUCCAUGCUACAGUUUACUUAAAGCAAAAUGUGCAAUCAUUGCUGAUUAUCGAUACAACUCUAUGAAUUUAUUAGUUUAGUAAUUAGAUAUCUUGUGUGACACUCCACCUUUACAUAAUUCAUGAUUGUAUUUUUAAAUAGGUGAAUCAGAAAAUAAAUAUAAUUAUGCAUUUUAGACGUCCUUUACCACAUUUCAAACUGGAUUUGAAAUUGAUUGGACUAUCAAACUAACGGGUUGCUUAAAAAACCCAGAGUUUCCCAAAAGUGUCUAUUGGUUAAACAAUGGCACCUCUUCCCAAUGCAUAUAAUAAGCAGUAUUGUGGA